CAAAACAAUCUACAAAAUUAGAAGGAAUAGAAGUUAUAGAUAAUAGAGCAGAACAAAUCAAGAAGAAACUCGAACUUGGAAAUAGAAGAAAAAAGAAAUCCAAAAAAGAAGAACAAACAAGCUACCUAUUAACAACAAGACAGAAAUUAUUGUAG
Molecule: messenger RNA, 155 nt
Organism: Racocetra persica
Lineage: Eukaryota; Fungi; Glomeromycota; Glomeromycetes; Diversisporales; Gigasporaceae
Source: the annotation of a GenBank genome assembly